Cyclopterus lumpus (lumpfish) is the source of this 2466-nucleotide messenger RNA. RefSeq lists its product as uncharacterized. The transcript is spliced from 8 exons. The record is from RefSeq and is a predicted model, not a curated record. Gene Ontology annotation, molecular function: protein binding; peptidyl-prolyl cis-trans isomerase activity. Lineage: Eukaryota; Metazoa; Chordata; Actinopteri; Perciformes; Cyclopteridae. Bases 283 to 2466 code for a protein of 727 amino acids.
UUCGGUGUAAAAGCACCAUGACAGGAAGUCGCUAGUUUAAAUACAGAUUAACAGACAGAUCGUAACGUAAAUAAAUGUGUGCGAUUGUGUAUUAACACCGUUAAUGAUGUUGUUGUUUAUCUUGAGACAUUUCGGUACCAGAUGAUAAUAGUUACAAAUGGCGACUCUUAAUUUGAAAUCGCGAUUUUCCAUUACAUUCAAUAGGAAACAAUUGUUUAUGCGUUUCUGUUAUAUUGUCCAACUUGGCUCUUUUUACAAUACAUAAAUCACAACUAUAAAAACAUGAGUUGCCAACUGGUUUUCCACUUCCAGACACUGCUGGACAACUUUGAACGAACGAUCAUCGAUGACAGUCGACUGGCUGGCAGGCCGGCUGAGAUCUUUUUCGGAAAGAUGUUUAAGAUGGAAGUCUGGGAGACCCUGCUGGGGUCCAUGAGGGUCGGAGAGGUGGCCGAGUUCUGGUGUGAUGCCAUUCACACAGGCUUGUACCCCAUCGUGUCCAAGGGAAUGAGGCUAAUCGCUCAAGGGAAAGACCCACUGGAGGGCCAGAGACACAUGUGCGGCAUGGGAAACAUGUUCCACUAUCACUCCACUGGUUUCCCAGAGCUGGAUGAGCUGAUGAGAACUCCUCAACCACUUAUAUUCAUCAUGGAGCUGUUGCAGGUGGGAGACCCCAUGUCCUAUCAAAGAGAGUCAUGGAUGAUGGAAAAGGAUGAGAAGCUGCAGACAGUGCCAAUAUUCCACAUGCAGGGCAAUCUAUUGGUCAAGCAGAGACAAUACAGAGAGGCUGCCAGCAAGUACAAAGAGGCCGUUCUGCUGCUGAAAACAGUCCAGUCCAGAGAGAUGCCGGGUGAUAUAGACUACAAUAAUUUGGGUCGAAUGAUCAUCCCCCUGGAGUUGAACUACUGCCAGUGUAUGUUGGAGCUGGAGGAGUAUUAUGAAGCUAUAGAGCACACCACCGAACUGCUGGAGAAACACAAAGAUUGUGUGAAGGGCUACUACAAGAGAGCCAAGGCCCACGCUGCCGUGUGGAAUGAAAAGGAAGCCAGGAGGGACUUCAACAUGGUGGCCCACCUGGACAUCACUCUGGCCUCUCUUAUUGGUCGGGAGCUGAAGGCCCUGUCAGAGAGCAUGAAGGAGAAGUACUGGGAGGAGAAGGAGAAAUACUGGAACAAGCUGGAGAAAAAGAAGAACAACAAUACAGAGGAAGAGAUACAUGAUAAGGAUGAGGAAGAAGAAGAGGAGGGAGACAAUGGAAAACAAGAAGACAGUGAAAGUGUGACUACAGAGAGUGAAGAUGAAGUCGGGGAAGAAAAAGAUAAAGCAGCAUCUCCACCCAUUCUUUGUGCUGAAGGUCAUAAAGAGGAACCCGAGGGAAAUAAGGUGACACCAACUGAAGGAAGCGAUAACGAAGAGGAAGCGAGUUCUUCUGAGAUUAAUCCAAACGCUGCCACUAUAACAGAGGGGAAGGACUGGCAACAGAUGUUACGACUGGUUAUGUUGCUGCAGAACGAAGGAAACUUCCUCAUUAAAGAAAAUCAAUUUCAAGAGGCUUCUGAAAAGUUCAAGGAGGCCAUUGAAUAUGUGGACACCCUUCAGAAUAUGGUGGAUCGACCGGGCGAGGACUGGGACUCGCUAGAGAAAGUGUGUCUUCCGCUGACUCUGAACCUCAGCCAGUGUAUGCUGGAGCUUAAACAACACCAGCAAGUGGUGGAGCUCAACAACAAGCUGCUGAAGAAACAUAAAGGUAACUUUAAGGCGGUUUAUCAUCGGGCAAAAGCACACGCUGCAUUGUGCAACAAGGAUGAAGCUCGGCGGGACUUUGACAUGGUGGAGAAAUUGGACCCAACGUUCAAGCCCUUUGUCCGCCAGGAACUGAAAAAGCUGGGUGAGAGGGUACGCAUCAUGCACGUCUGCCAGAACAAGACUUACAGGGAGACAACACAGGAGAAGUGGGGGCCUGGUGGGAACAGAGCAAAGAGUGCAGCAAGAAAGAAAAAUGUCAAAUGUGCACAGAAAGCGAGUGAAGAAAAUACUGAAGUAGAUAAGAAGACAGAAGACAGUACGAUAGAAGACAAGGAAAGCUCAGAGAAACCCGCCUCUGCUGAGACCGAGGGAGUGGAUGACACAGACGCAGAGAAAGAUCCAGAUGUGAAAGCCGAGCAGAGCAAGAAAGAGCUAGAGAGUGGGAGAGCGGGUGGAGAGGGGUUAGAUAAUGAAAAUGCAGAGAGUGUCGUGGUUCAUGAGGACAGGCAGGGUGCACCAGAUAAUCAAGCAGCAGAUAAAGAUAGCGAUCCCGCGCCCACCAGCACAGGUGAAGAUAAUGUAGAAAGCAAGAGAUCAGCGCAGGAUAAGGUCAGAGAAAAGGUCAAAUGCCAAUCAGGUGCUGCACUCGGCCAAAGCACGAGCCAAGGGAACAAAGCCACCUGUGAUGAGACAGGAAAUGGUGGCACUCAAUCAGAAUAG